AUUUGACCGGGAUUAAGUGGAUCACCGAAACAUGCCCUCUCUUUUAAUCUAUGCAGGAUACAUCUCCCUCAUUCAUGUGAAUGUCAAAAGACGACACAGGUGUUUUAAAUAGCUCAUGACAAUAAGCGCAUCGUUACUGGAACAUACACUCAAAUAACUCCCUCUAUUCAAAGCUACGUGGUCGACUAUGUGUAUGCUAAAAUUAGUCAAGCAUUAAAGGCUAUUGGCAAGUGUUUCAGAAGGGCCUACAUGCGUUAAACGUGAUAGACGAUACUUGCAGCUGAGACGGUAGGGUAUACAACACACUACUGGCAUCAUGGCGUCAACCCCUGAAAAUGCGAAGUCAACCCCUGAAACUACAAAGCCACCCCCUGAAACUCCGAAUUCACCCCCUGCAACUUCAAAACCACCCCCUGAAACUCAGAAUUCACCCCCUGUAACUCCAAAGUCACCCACUGCAACUCCAAAGUCACCCACUGCAACUCCAAAGUCACCCACUGCAACUCCAAAGUCACCCCCUGCAACUCCGAAGUCACCCCGCUCUAGAAUGGAGGCAACGAAGACCGACACCCAUGGUCGCUUGUACCGCAUCAAGAAAACAUGCGCACGUGUUCGACUCCUCGAUCUCGACAACGAAGAAGCUCGGGUCGACAUCGCUAUCUUGCGUCGGAUCUUAGGAAUAGGCGUCAACGAUCUCAGGGAUGUACUUCGUCGCAGCGCCCAUGUCCACGUUGACUUGAUGCCGAUGAAGGAUGCUCCUCGUAUAUUCCAGCGAAGCAGUGCCCCAUGGAACGUCGUCAACAUCCGACUCGCCAACGGUGAACCAGUCGAUAAAGCAGCAACCAUCUUCGCCAAUCCAGCCGCUUACUUCAUGGGGAAACGAAACAUGCAGAUACCAUUCAAACGGUCAAGGCCUUGCAUCAGACCAGAGAUGACCGGCAUGGCAGUAGAGGCGAUCUGGAGUAUCUUCGCCGAGAUGGAUGUCGAUCACAUUGAAGUCAAGGUCAUGCUGGAGAAACUAAAGGGUCGAUUCAGCAAGAGUGAGCUACCAGUCAUACAUGGAGAGAGCAACUCUCUUCCUCAGAGAUUCCGACGCUGGUUUAUGACCAUCCCGCUCUACUUCACGCUUAGAUGGGGCAAGGAGGAAGGAGCGACCAUGAUAUCUCUUCAUCCAGGAUUCGUCGAAGCCGACAUUCAAAAGGAAAUUCGACGUCGUGCCCUUGUUCUCUUCAAGCGACGCAGCAGAAGACGUAAUCGUAGCCGUAGUCGUAGUGUGGGAAGUGAGCACAGUGAUGGCGACAUCUCCGUCGUCGAAGAAGAAGUGCCGAUCCCAGUUAGUAGCGGUCGAGUUCCAGUCAUCAAUGAGUCGGCUAAAUGCUCCGUUGUGGUCGACACCCUGUUCAAGGAUGCUGCUAAAGCCGGCAUGCUCGUCAUCAGCUUCGAUUGCAAGGGACCAGUUCUAGAAGAUGAUAAGAUGGAGGUAGCCCUUGUCCAGCUGUCUACCAUCGAUGGUGAAGUGUGGAUAUUUGACGUCACUGAGAAAGAGGGAAAGACGUCUUUAAUGAAAGAAGGGCGUCUCAAAGAACUACUGGAAGCAGAAUGCGUCAUGAAAGUGAUGCAUGAUUGCCUGAACACCGCCACCAACCUCUUCCGUCAGUUUGAAGUCAAGAUGUGUAACGUUUUCGAUACAACUUUGGCCUACGAGACCCUAUUGAACCAGUGUAACAUCUUUCCAGUAGAGCAUGAAGUGACACGACAUCGCAUCGAACUGAGCUCUCUAUGCGAAAUGGUAGGGGAGACAUAUAAAGGCGAAGAUGAUAAGAUGUCUGAGGUCCUUAAGAACAACCCUCAUAUGUGGGAUGAUCGUCCUCUCUCUGAAGAUCUAGUCAAGUAUGCUGCUGGCACGGUCCGGGCUCUUGUUCCAAGAGUCUUCAACAAACUCGACCGUCUGAUUCAUCCUGCAUGGCAGCAGUAUUUCGAUUGGAUGUGUGAGGAGACCCUCCACCAGGCCCAGACCACUAAAUAAAAGAACCAGGUCCAGACCACCAAAUAGAAGAACCAGGCCCAGACCACCAAAUAGAAGAACCAGGCCCAGACCAAGUAGAAGAACAAGAUCGUGAUCACCACUCUCAUUAGUCACCAGUCGCGACAAUAAAGUAGAAGCAAGAAGCUCUUUGAUAACAUUUUAGUAGAAGUUAUGAUAGACAUUGAUAGUUCUUAUUGAUACUAGAUGUAGAGUUAAGAUCCACUAAAAAUAUACUCGAGAUUACCAUUAAUGAUGAGCUUCAAUAUUAUUUGGGGUACACGUAUUACUCUUUAGAGUGAAGUCCCUUGAAGGAAAGUCAAUUUCAUCACGACGCUUUGGAAGAAACGCCCAUGUUUUAUUUUCUCGUAAUCUUUUGUUAAUUUUGAAUGAAGACUUAGAAAAAACUGUUUGAAAUAAUCUUGUCACAUAAUGUUAUUCUAUUGAAAAGUGUGAAUAUGUUUUGAUGAGCUUUAAAAUGUAGCAUAGUUAUAGUUAUGUAAACGAAUACAGGAUCCUUGUAUAUGGUGGGUUAUCAUAACUCUCGACUGAAAGAAUAUCUGGAAAAUCUGAUGACCAUCAAUUAGAAAAAGUUAAAAACAUAAAAAUAUUAUUGCGCUAUUCAACCAUUCUUGAUUUGAACAGAUUAAAUGGAAUAUUAAGCCUCUAUUAAAAAGGGAUAUAACAUAAUAACAAUUAUGAUUAUUAUGAUUGAAAGGUAUAAAUAUACUUCUGUUUUGGAAAUAAGUUCCUGUCCAUCUAUGUCGAGGAUUUAAUUCAUUUCAAGUCGGUCAUGCUGUACCUACUGGUUUUUUUU
Molecule: messenger RNA, 2840 nt
Organism: Strongylocentrotus purpuratus (purple sea urchin)
Lineage: Eukaryota; Metazoa; Echinodermata; Echinoidea; Camarodonta; Strongylocentrotidae
Exons: 6
Coding region: 317-2026 (569 amino acids)
Biological process (GO): nucleobase-containing compound metabolic process
Molecular function (GO): nucleic acid binding; 3'-5' exonuclease activity
Source: RefSeq, a predicted model, not a curated record